GGGGUAUUGCCUUUUACCUAUGCAGGAACGACGGGGAGCUCCAUUCGGCGGUAAGGAUCAAGGCAUUGCAAUAGAGGGGCAUGGCGGGGCAGUGAUGGCUCUCAGCACAACUCUGCUGCGAACAUAUAGAGUCUCAGUCUCCACUUUGGCGACGUCGUGAAUGCUUACUACCCUACCUGACUUCCAGCUUCAACUGCAACCGAGUCAGCAGCAAGCCGACAGGAGGCAUCACGGUUUCUCGCAGUGUCAACAGCAUCCAUUCAGACCCGCAGGCGUCCCCAAGAACUACCAAGGGCUUCGCGAGCACAAAUCUCUUACCACGCUAGAUCAUGGCUUCACAAGCUCUCCGCGACAAACAAGCUCCGCUGAAAGCGUCGUAUAAAGAGGAUGCCUCUGCUGCAUUGAUCACGUUGAACGCGAGCGGCUCACUGGACUCGAGCGGCGUCACCUGCAAGCUUGACACCGGGAAGCAAGUAGCUCAAGCCCAGCAAAGGAUUGCUGGCCUGCACCCCAAGUCAGGAGGUGAUGGCUUCGAGAUAUCAGGAGAGCUUUGCAGUGGUGAUCUGCUUCUCGAAGCUCUGGUAGCAUGUGCGGGUGUGACACUCAAGGCCGUGGCUACUGCGCUCGAUAUACCCAUCAAGAGCGGAACCGUGCGGGCAGAGGGCGAUCUUGACUUCCGUGGCACAAUGGGAGUCGAUAGGGAAGCUCCGGUGGGGUUCAAGGACAUCAGACUCUCAUUCGAUCUGAAGUUCGAACAGGGCGAACAGAUCCCAGAGGACAAAGUCGAGAAAUUGGGAAAGUUGACGGAACGAUACUGUGUGGUACUGCAAACCAUUGCGAAGAAACCGCAGCUGAGUGUACAGCUACACGGCAGUCAGUUGGACUCGGAAGAUGGUAUUGAGAGGAGUACGAUCUGGGGUGCCAAGGGCUGAGAAGAUGAAACCUUUAUUGCUUGAGACUAGUUGCUCGAGAGUGUAUAUCGAAAGGUUGGCUUCCACGCUUCGUGUUCCCCAAACUCUGUUGUUCGGUAGACGCGAGCGAGCUGAGACACUUGGGAGGAUAACACGUCCAUUAUUCGAACCCAGCUGGACGUGGUUGCGAUGGACACUGAUGAUGUGAUGCCUUGGGAUGAACGGUCGUGUUGGUAGUAUUAUUGCAGAGCCUCUGGCCGUCUGGCGUAGGUAGGUACAUUAAGGUGGUAGGUAUUGGUCUCAUCAAGUUCGAGGGGCUCGCGUCCUGGAUAGGUUGUCGCACAAGGAUGCCUGUGAGCUUGUCUGUGUCGUACAUUACUCUAGCAUGGGUGUUUCGAUCGGUCAAAGCAAACAGGAUAUUUGUGUGGCGGGCUAUCACCGGUAGGCGUGCAGUUCAUAUAAGCGCAGCAACAUAGAGAUGAAAUUGAAGCGCCCGACCGCGAAUCGAGGGCCUUUGCAUCUUGUCGACGCGGCUCGUAACCCUCGGCUCGUGACUGCUUGCUGGUCGUACAAAGCAGUGAUACCAUGCGUCUACGCUAAAGUCGGACAAUGGCCACGCAAGAAAAAAUGGCUCGCGAGACACGUCUGGAGCGAUGUGACCUCGACCUGCGAUUAGUAAUUCAGGGCUAAAGGGACGUGCCUUAAGUCUUGUGUCUCGGCGCGAGGGCGCCCACGGUCCGUAGUUGGAGCGUUGGAUGCUGGCACUCCGCUCACUACGUGACUACGAUGACUGGUCACCAUGGGGGGAGAAGUUCUGACGUGCAGCGCGCGUAGUCUCGACGGCUUCGUCGGGCCUCUGGCGAUAUUCG
Molecule: messenger RNA, 1780 nt
Organism: Sphaerulina musiva SO2202
Lineage: Eukaryota; Fungi; Ascomycota; Dothideomycetes; Mycosphaerellales; Mycosphaerellaceae
Product: OsmC-like protein
Exons: 2
Coding region: 330-932 (200 amino acids)
Source: RefSeq, a predicted model, not a curated record